This is a messenger RNA of Megalops cyprinoides (Indo-Pacific tarpon), 4016 nucleotides long. It is a transcript of the gene ddx61, whose product is annotated as DEAD (Asp-Glu-Ala-Asp) box helicase 61. The transcript has 13 exons. Gene Ontology annotation, molecular function: ATP binding; mRNA binding; RNA helicase activity. Gene Ontology annotation, biological process: cytoplasmic stress granule assembly; P-body assembly. The coding region runs from base 362 to 1846 and encodes 494 amino acids. Gene Ontology annotation, cellular component: cytoplasmic stress granule; P-body. The record is from RefSeq and is a predicted model, not a curated record. Lineage: Eukaryota; Metazoa; Chordata; Actinopteri; Elopiformes; Megalopidae.
UUCCACAAUACACGUUCACAUAUAAUUUUCUAUAUUGUGUACGGGUAUAUCAUCUAUUUAUUCUUAUAAAUACUAAUUUCUCUUCGUUUGGAAGAGUUGAUGUGUACAUAGACCUGUUCAUGUGUCAGGUGCUCUCUUUUUUUGAGAGGUCUGCGUUGUACAUAUUGUAUGUGUAUAUAAAUGCUAUAAGAAUACAAAAGCUCAGAACUAAGUAAAAACAAAAAAAUCAGUUCUCAAUUUUUUAGAACUGUUUACACCCCAGGGCAUUAAGAUAGCAUAAGGAAACCUACAACGAAAAGAGUAUUUUGAAUAAGGCAGGUCAAACUUAAUUGUAUCUGCCUAAGAGUGUCCAGGAAAAAAAAUGGCUACAGCAAGAACAGAGAACCCUGCCUCUGUCGUCAUGGGAAUGAACAAGCAGAACGGGCAGCUGAGAGGACAGCCCAAGCCAGCUGCUCUUCAGUCAGGACCCGCCAGCUCUCAGGCAGGAAAGGCACCCAGUGUCCAUCAGAAAGGAGGGACCGCCACUCAGAACAGUGGUGGCAUCAGGUUCGGUGAUGACUGGAAGAAGUGCCUGCAGCUCCCACCCAAAGACACGCGAGUCAGAACCUCAGAUGUGACGGCAACGAAAGGUAACGAGUUUGAGGACUACUGCCUGAAACGGGAGCUGCUGAUGGGCAUCUUUGAGAUGGGCUGGGAGAAGCCCUCUCCUAUUCAGGAGGAGAGCAUUCCCAUCGCUCUGUCUGGCAGGGACAUUUUGGCCAGGGCCAAGAAUGGCACAGGCAAGAGUGGUGCCUACCUCAUCCCCCUCCUGGAGAGGAUAGACCUGAAAAAGGACUACAUACAAGCUCUGGUGAUGGUCCCCACCCGAGAGCUGGCCCUGCAGGUCAGCCAGAUCAGCAUUCAGCUCAGCAAGCACCUGGGCGGUGUCAAGGUCAUGGCCACCACAGGGGGCACUAACCUGAGGGACGACAUCAUGAGGCUGGAUGAAACGGUGCACGUGGUGAUAGCCACCCCAGGCAGGAUCCUGGACCUGAUCAAGAAGGGCGUGGCCAAAGUCGACAGACUCCAGAUGAUGGUGAUGGACGAGGCGGACAAACUCCUGUCUCAGGACUUUGUGGUCCUUAUUGAGGACAUCAUCAGCUUUCUCCCCAAGAACCGUCAGAUCCUGCUCUACUCUGCCACCUUUCCCAUCAGUGUGCAGAAGUUCAUGGCCAAGCACCUUCAGAAGCCCUAUGAGAUUAACCUGAUGGACGAGCUGACUCUGAAGGGCAUCACCCAGUACUACGCCUACGUGACAGAACGGCAGAAAGUGCACUGUCUCAACACGCUCUUCUCCAGGUUGCAAAUCAACCAGUCCAUCAUCUUCUGUAACUCCACCCAAAGAGUGGAGCUGCUGGCCAAGAAGAUCACCCAGCUGGGCUACUCCUGUUUCUACAUCCACGCUAAGAUGAUGCAGGAGUAUAGGAACCGUGUUUUCCACGACUUCAGAAACGGACUGUGUAGGAACCUGGUGUGCACAGAUCUCUUCACUAGAGGAAUUGAUAUCCAGGCUGUGAAUGUCGUCAUCAAUUUUGACUUCCCCAAAAACGCUGAGACUUACCUUCACCGCAUCGGGCGAUCAGGGAGAUUCGGCCACCUUGGUCUGGCCAUCAACCUAAUCACGUCAGAGGACCGCUUCAACCUGAAGGCGAUCGAAGACCAACUGGUCACCGACAUCAAGCCCAUCCCUGGCAGCAUCGACAAGAGCCUGUAUGUGGCCGAGUUCCACUCCGCCAACCCCGACUGCGAGGCACAGGAGGGCGAGAGAGACGCCGGUCACCAGCAGGGGGAGCUGCAACGACCAUAACUGGAGAAUAAGGCACCUGGCUUAUGCACGCACAUCUGCUUCUGCACAGACAUCAGACUCCUUUUCCUUUUCCUUUCAUUGUUCAUUCCCUCCCAGUUUUUUUUCCAUCUAGAUACUCUGGUCAUUCUGUUUGUUUUUAGUCUGUCAAAAUUUGCAACACGUUUGUAAGACCAGCUGUUUUGCUACCAGCCCCCAGUCAGUUGACCAACAUUCAGGGGCUACCCAGCCAACCAGUUUACAUUUCUAGAGUGCAGCACACUUUGAGGUCAGGUUAUUUCUCUGCCAAAAAGACUACAGAUGGAGGGUCUGAAAUUACAGCCUGUUAAUGCAAUACAUAACCAAAGCCACGUGGAAUACAGGUACAGACACGGUGCUCUAUAAAGAAAACUAACCUGUUGUCUUCAGACUUUGCUGAGAAUCAUCGUGAUCCGAUAGCUCUGUACCUUCCCAAGUGGAACAAAGAAAAAUGCUGAAUAUGAACUGCAGAUAUUCAGCAGAGGGUGCUAGAAUUGUAUAGAUGAAUGCAGGUGGGUGGACUGCAGGUCAUAACCAUCUUGCACCUGUACGUAAGGAAGGUACAGACUAGUUAUUCACACCUCUAGAGAGGGCAGUUAUCAAUUAUGAAGGACAUUGCUGUGUAUAUUUACUCACCACCCAUGUGCAGAAAGCACCAUGUAGUGUUCAGUGAAUAGGCAAGUGCACAGGUUGAAGCUGACACGGCACAUCUGUUUCGGCUCAUUCCGCAGGGCACGUAUUUGACCUCUUGUGUGCUGUCCGAAAUCCAGCCUGGCAGCUCAGUAAACCAGCCAUCCGGCUUUCCGUUGUGCUGAAACCCGUCACCCAGCUAACCACCCACACACAGUUCACUCAAGUGCCUUAAUCGCUCAUUCACACGCUCCCACACUGCAAGGACCUGACGGCACGUGGCACAGACUGAUCUCAGGACAGUGCUGUUCCUUUUGGAGAGCGCUUUCAGCAAGCGGCUCAUUCACACGUGGAGCAGGUGAUUCAGUUCAAACUUCCUAUCCAAUCAGUGACUCCAGAUGAACAGUUAAUAAUGAGGUUGAAGACUAGAUGCAGACUGCAGAUUUUCAGUGGAUGCCACUGCUAUAGGGGAGUGUUGGUCACUGGCACAUUGCUCAGGGACAGCCUUGAUUUAAUAGGUUGUAGCCACUAGGCUCAACAAAUCUGUCUUUACGAAUUAAGACAGGCAAAAAAAUUCUCUUCAGUAUACAGUUACCUCAAGCAGAAUGUUUGACUAGUUGUGAUAGAGGGACUUUCUCUGUUCAAGGUACAGUGGUAUGGUACAGUGCAUUACUGUCUGACAGAAAAGGACGCUGCAUUUAAUUUUGAGAUGACAGGGAGCAUAGUGUUGAUGUUAAAGCUGAAAUAGUUUUUUUUUUUUUUUGUUUGGUUCCUGUAAAGAUACUGAAUUGCAAUGAUGUAGAUCUUUCCUUGAAGGUGGACAGGCUCAUUUUUGAGGUGUCAUCUUAUGGUACAAGUACAGUUGUUGCUGUGAGAGGUAGGGUGUGACUAUCAGUGGCAAGCACUACAUCGGAAGAAGCAUGGUUUCCUGUGUUGUACUCUCUGGUGCUUUAACUGAAGGUGUUAGCUGUUGGACCACAUGGUUGAAUUUAACCACCUGGCAUGCAUUUAAAUCGAGACCCAAGGUAAACGUCUGACUACACGCAGCCAGGCAACACCAGCACGGUAAAGAACACAGAAAUGGGAAGGCAGUACUAUGUUUCCCAUAGUAGCACACAAACGCGCACCCUGACACAGCAGCGCACACACGCACUCACAUGACAUGAUGCAUACCAGCUACAGACAGUGGACACCGGAAUGGCUGGUGCAGUUUACAAUGUGAAAUUUCUUUUUUCCUGAAAGAAUCUGGGGGUUGGUAUCACAAUGACAGUGUAUCAUUUUGGACCAGUAAUGUAGUUUUUUUUUUUUUUUCUCCCCUGCCCUUAUCCUGAAAUAAGCUAAAUAUAGGAGGAAAGUUGGACUCCUUUCCUGGUUCCUUUUUUAGUUUUUUUUUGUUUUGUUUUUGUCUUGUGCAAGUAGAUACUGCCUGUUCGGCUGCUGAGUUCAACAGGCUGAUAGCCAAAGCUUUUUGCUCCAUGUGUCUGUGCCAGUGCCUCCAUUUUCAGAGAAAAUAAAGUCCAGCUCA